AUGUCCCUAUCGUUUGAUCUUUGCAUUGAAGAAAUCACCCGAUCGAUAGACUCGUUAUCUACCUUAUAUUUCAAGCCACCAGGGAUAUUUCACAAUGCUGUAGUGCAUCAUGACGAGAGCGAAGGCUACAGUUCUAUUAUAACCAAGCUAAUACGGGAUUGCAAUCCAAAAGAGGAGCUCUCUCUUUUCAAAAUGGAUACCCAAAAACGAGUUCACACCAGGAAGGAUGGAAGGAGCGGUAUUUUGGAUUUCCUGAUCGAACGAGACACUCAUCUUAAAAGAGCUCGACGCCUGGGGCUACCUGACCAGAAACCAAUCAUCUAUGUACCGAAGGAGUUCUAUCUGAAACAACAUGACGAAGUCCUGGCAAAAAAGCGGAAAACUGUGAAAGGCUUCAGCUUUGAAGUUGAUUCUGCGGCAGAUGCCGACAAAUACAACCCAAAUAUCUACGGUCUGCUCUUCUCGAAGUUCGAUGACCCCAAUGUGAUCAGCCUCAUUCGUGCUUUGCAAAAUGGAAGCGUUACGGUGGAUGCCAGGGAAGAAAGUAGCCGAAGAAAGACAAUGUUUGUAGAGGAUUUCCCUACAGAGGCAAUGCUACAAGUGCUUUUCGAGAUUUCAAACCAGUGGCCAUUGGCUGAGUACAAGCAGGCGUACUCUCGUUGCUUGAAUGACUAUAAAGACAUCAGCACAGAGAUUGAAACACUGAAAGAUGAGAUACGAACGCAAGAAGAUCAGCUACAAGCGCUUGCCAAGAAUAUUCCAUCCUCUUCCCAUGUGGUGACUCGAUUGAUCGAAAAAGAGAAGAAAGACAUUGAAGCCCUGGAGCUGCAACUUAAAGAGGCCCCAGAACAAUCUUGA
Messenger RNA from Torulaspora globosa, 858 nucleotides. RefSeq names its product Spc34p (gene SPC34). The transcript has a single exon. The record is from RefSeq and is a predicted model, not a curated record. Lineage: Eukaryota; Fungi; Ascomycota; Saccharomycetes; Saccharomycetales; Saccharomycetaceae. Bases 1 to 858 code for a protein of 285 amino acids. Gene Ontology annotation, biological process: attachment of spindle microtubules to kinetochore. Gene Ontology annotation, cellular component: DASH complex; spindle microtubule.